Molecule: messenger RNA, 734 nt
Organism: Prosopis cineraria
Lineage: Eukaryota; Viridiplantae; Streptophyta; Magnoliopsida; Fabales; Fabaceae
Exons: 2
Coding region: 39-434 (131 amino acids)
Source: RefSeq, a predicted model, not a curated record
UAUAUUGAUAUAUUUGCGCUAAAGAGUGUCAUAUAUCCAUGGCUCCACCAAUUCGCAUCUCUCCCAUCUUCUGCUUCUGCUUCUGUGCACUCCUAGUGAAACUGAUAUCCUUUUCCGAAGCCAAUGACGAUGUCCUCUUACCUCUCCAGAACAUGCCUCUGCGAUCUGAUGAACCAGUCGACGACGUCCACGAUCUGCUCAACAAAUACGGCUUUCCCAAGGGUAUUCUUCCCGACAACGUCAAAUCCUACAAUCUCUCCGACAAAGGCGUCUUGCGCGUCGAACUCCAAAAGCGUUGUACUGUGUCGUUGGGUAUUCGGUACAAUACGAAAAUCAGAGCGAGACUUGCUUACGGAUCGUUGACCCGAGUGAACGGAAUUCGGGGACUGACGGAACAUGGGUUUUGGUUGACGAGGUCGCAUCCAGGUGAAUGAGAAUUCAGGCACUGUUGGAUUCAGCAUGGUGGGCUGUUUAAGGAUUUUCCUGCCAAGGAGUUCAAUGUUGCGCCUGCAUGUGUGGCAAAAGGAAAUGACUUGGAAGCCAUGUGAGGUGUCGAGAUGGCAGGACGUGAAUAAAGUGGGAUACUUGUGCCUUUAUAAAAGCUUGCUGAUGCCUGCAACUGGAGGACCCUUUCUGCUUGGGAUUGGAUUGGUGUAUGGAUUUAUAAAAAAAGAAAAAGAAAAAAAAUGUACGACUUGUAUUAAAUAAUUAUGAAUGAUAAUGCAGCUAAGCAU